AUGGCAAAAGAAAGACUGGGUUACCAACAGAUGAGUAAGAAGUACACUACCUACCUACCUGAACGAUUAACUACUAUUCAGUUGGGAAAAAAGAUUGUGCUGUUCACAGACUUCAGUAGUGAAUUUAGUGAUGAUCAGACAUCAGCAAUAAUUGCAGGCCUUUGCAAUCAGGGUAUCUCGCUUAAUAUAAUUGGUCCAGAGAUUUUGGAUGACAGUGCUGAUGAUGUGGGAAUGAUGAUGGCGCUGGACCAAAGUAAUGGGUUGCAGCCUUUCAAAAAUGGUGUGCGAACAGUUCCUCAGAAUUGGAAUGGGAAACCUAAGACUGUUGUUCAACUUGCAGGAGAGAAAGUUGCAACCAGAUUAGUUGCAGAGGCAGAUGGUGGUAUGUAUAGUUUUGAAGAUGCCAUUCCACAAUUGAUUUUCUUUGAGAAACGAUCAGCUGGUAGUGCCAAUUGGAAUACACUGUUGGAAAUUGGUCCCAGUUUCCAAAUUGCCAUUACAGGGAGAAUUAAGAUUAAACAUUCCACAGUGCCUACGUGGAAAACAGCGUACGCAUCUGAUGAAAGUGCAGUCAUUAUUAAAGAAACUUCAUUCCACCGAAAAGAUGAUACAGAAACUCCUGUGGAUGAAGAUGAGGUUAUCCCCGGAUAUAAAUAUGGAACAACAUUGGUACCAUUCAUAGAUGAGGACUCUCAGAUGAAAUACUUCUCUAAUACCCCAAGAUGUUUAAGCAUUCUUGGCUUUACUCGUAGAUCCAAUGUUCCUCAUCAGUUCUGGGCAGGAGAACAAGUUCUUGUUAUAACUGGUCGAGAAGGAGAUGAGGCAGCAGCAGUUGCUCUAUCUUCCUUUAUUCAUGCCUUAGAAGUUCUUGAUUAUGUGGGGAUUACCCGUAGGAUCUACAACAAAAACAGUGACCCUGUUCUUGGUGCCCUCUUUCCUGACAUUACAAAAGAUUAUGAGUGCCUCAUUUGGAUACCAUUACCUUUCCAAGAAGAUGUAAGAUCUUACUCAUUCCCAUCUCUUCGCAAAACAACAGAAAAAUUAACAGAAAGUGAAAAACAAGCAAUGGAUAAUCUCAUAACUGCUAUGGAUCUCACAGUAGUGAAUGAAGAUGAUGGAGAUGGAAGUAGGGAAGAGUUGUUGGAGCCAUCAGGAGUGUUAAACCCACAGCUUCAGCAUUACUGUAAUGCUUUAACUCACAGAGCUAUUUAUGAAGAUGGCCUUAUUCCAGCACCUGUGGAUCAUGUCAUUAAUAUUUUAAAGUCACCAAAAUAAGUUAUUGAUGGAAGAGAUGACUAUGCUA
This is a messenger RNA of Macrobrachium nipponense, 1303 nucleotides long. RefSeq names its product X-ray repair cross-complementing protein 5-like. NCBI's taxonomy places the organism in Eukaryota, Metazoa, Arthropoda, Malacostraca, Decapoda, Palaemonidae. Gene Ontology annotation, biological process: telomere maintenance; double-strand break repair via nonhomologous end joining; DNA recombination. The record is from RefSeq and is a predicted model, not a curated record. Gene Ontology annotation, cellular component: Ku70:Ku80 complex; nucleus. Gene Ontology annotation, molecular function: damaged DNA binding; double-stranded DNA binding; telomeric repeat DNA binding.